Molecule: messenger RNA, 2562 nt
Organism: Humulus lupulus (European hop)
Lineage: Eukaryota; Viridiplantae; Streptophyta; Magnoliopsida; Rosales; Cannabaceae
Exons: 1
Coding region: 1-2562 (853 amino acids)
Source: RefSeq, a predicted model, not a curated record
AUGUCUAACAAGACAUCCAAUGAAACUUCUACUUCUACAAGCUCUGCCAACCAACUAACAGAAACUAAUGCUUUACUUGAGGCCUUCAUUAAUAUCGUUUUGCAACAGAGCGGCAACCCCGGUGAUCACGACGCUGAUAAAAACGAAGAUGUAAUAAGGAGCGGUGGCAGCGACAAAUCUCUUAAGCAACAGAGAAGCGGCCCCGGUGAGAACGAAGUAACAACGAGCAGCGGCAGAGAUGACAAAACCACCGGGUCUUCGUGGGUCCGUUUACGAAAGAAGCUGAGGCUUACCAAGAAGAAGGACAAGCCAGGAGAGAUGGAGUCACCUGGCGAAGUAAGCAAGCAGAAAGAAAUGGGGCCACUUAGCGAAGGUUUCAUCAAUCCAAAAGAUGAGAUUAAAAAGUUGGAGAGCAAUCUUAAACAGAUGAAAACUGACUUGAAUGGACUCGGACGAUACCAAGAAGAUUUUAAGGAAAAGAUUCAAGCUCAAAAAGAGCGCAUCGAGGAUAUCUUUAAAAAUAUCAAAGAGAUGAAAGAACAGUAUUCCCAAGUGGACAGACGUAUUGAUCAUUUAUUUGGCAAAAAGCUCUGGGAGAUCAACAGGGUGAUGAUGAAGUUGAAGUACCUAAUUCCGUCGCCCUCAUCUACUGACUACCAUGAUUAUGAAUCCCAAAAUACCGAGGCAACUCGUGUUCAAGUUGCUAUCGAUGAAUUUCUCAGCUUACAUUCCAGCGAGAGCUUUACAGAGAGCUCUUUAUACAAUGAAAUAAAAAAUGUCUAUGAUCAUGAAUUAGAAGAAAAAGAGAAGAAGUGUUUGUUGUGUUUUGCAGUGUUUUCUGAGAACGAAGAGUUGAAGAAGAGAGUGCUGACGUAUUGGUGGGAAGGAGAGGAAUAUUUGACCACUAACGAAAAAUACUUCACGAUUGAAGAUGCUGCUGGAAAAAUUCUUGACAAAUUCGUGAAGAAACACUUGGUUGAACCGGUGUAUAAGAAGCGAAGGCCGACCGCUAAAGGCUACAAGAUGCAGCCCUUAAUUCGGUCUGUCAUUAUUAACCUCGCCGCCAAGGAAAGCUUCUUUGCGUACGAUGCUCGUAGGAACCUCAAGGCAAGAUCCCCUAAGUGCCGCAAGAUAUGCUUGGUGAAAAAUUGGAUGGAUCACAAUAAGGCGAAGGAACUUGCUUCCUCUUCGAAAUUGCAACCACAACAGUCGUCAAAGUCAGAAGAUCAGAAAGAUGAGAACAUUGGUUCCUAUUCCAAUGUGCAACGACAACUGGCGCCAAAAUCAACCUCUUCGAAUUCGCAACAACAACUGGCGCCAAAGUCAAAAGAUCAGAAGGAUGAGACAAAAUAUCCGAAAGAUUGGGAAACUCAACUGGAGACAAUAUUCAACGUGGACGAGCCAUUUCCUGAUCAUCAAUUGAAUGGGUUAGCUAGAGGCAGAGAUAAAGAAAGUACUACUGACGAUGGAGUAGACCUCAAAGGAAAAGAAUGGUUAUCGAAAAUGAAAGCUCUAAAAGUUCUUUACGUGGGCACUUGGCGAGCCUCGGGUAACCAUCAUAUCCAAGUAGAUAGUAUUGAAUUCUUAAAAGCUUUGAGUAGCAUGCAUUGUUUAAGGCUUCUUAGUCUUCAGGGCAUCUCCAGAAUCAAUGAGCUAACAGAUUCGAUAAAAACGCUUACUAAUCUGACAGUCUUAGAUCUUAAAGGUUGUCAAAAUCUGGAAAUGCUUCCGAGAGAGAUAAAAUAUCUAAGGAAUUUAACUCACUUAGAUGUAUCCGACUGUUACAUGAUAGAGCACAUGCCUAGAGAGUUGCGUCAGUUGACCAAUCUUCAAGUUUUGAAGGGGUUCGUAGUUGGGAAGGAUAAGCAUUUAAGUGGAAAGUUUUGUGCUUUUGAUGAUUUGGCUCGCAUGAAGAAUCUGACGAAAUUGAGUAUUUUUAUAAGUAGGGAAGAUUUCCCCUCUGGAAAGGAUUUUCAGACUUUUGAAAGUCUUGACGGGCUUAAGAAGUUGAGUUUGUCAUGGGGAGCGGGUAGUGAAACUAAUGGUACAAGUUCUAGUACUACUUCUCCUUCAGGAGAAAAAAAAAGGACUAAAUGUUUUGAUAUAUGGGGUCGUUCUACUCCUUCAGGGGAAAAUAAGUCAAUAGAAGAAAAACUUUCUAAAAAUCUUGAGAAGCUUGAUUUACAAUGUUACCCUCAUGAGAGUACUCCCAGUUGGUUGGUGCCUGGGAAAUUGGCUAACCUGAAGAAGCUCUACAUUAGAGGAGGAAAUCUCGGAGGUGAUCUUGGGUACUCGUCGUUCAAGAAUGGGUAUGAGAGCACGAUGAUCGCGUGGAAGUUCGUUGAAACGCUGCGUUUGAAGUUCUUGGCAGGACUGAAGUUGGAUUGGGAAGAAAUGGAAGAGUUCUUUCCUAGGUUGAGUUACUUGGAGAAAAUUGAUUGCCCUUUGGUCACUAUGUGCCCUUGUGAUGCCGAUGGAGUUUGGGUGAAGCCGCUCGAGCUUCCUUCUAGUCAUAACCAGUCUGAUCAUGAGCAAGAGAUCCAGGAACAAGAAGGUAAUUAG